Aspergillus clavatus NRRL 1 is the source of this 11721-nucleotide messenger RNA. RefSeq names its product histone acetyltransferase TRA1. Gene Ontology annotation, cellular component: nucleus; NuA4 histone acetyltransferase complex; SAGA complex. Gene Ontology annotation, molecular function: protein binding; transcription coregulator activity. The transcript has 3 exons. The coding region runs from base 1 to 11721 and encodes 3906 amino acids. Gene Ontology annotation, biological process: DNA repair; regulation of DNA-templated transcription. The record is from RefSeq and is a predicted model, not a curated record. Lineage: Eukaryota; Fungi; Ascomycota; Eurotiomycetes; Eurotiales; Aspergillaceae.
AUGGAGCGGAGUAUCGAUAUCUACGCCAGCAAGCUGGGCGACGACAAGCUUGAUGUCAAGAUCAGGGCCAAUGUUGCGGUCGAGCUUCGAGAUAGCAUAGAACCCUUAUGCUCCGGUGCAAACUAUCCCAUCUUCCUUGCCAAGUUAUGGCCGGUGUUCAAGAAUAUUCUCAAGGGAGAGCCGGUGUUCACAAAUUUGUCGUUCGAGCAGAAAUUGCGGAACUGUGUACUCGAGACGUUACAUCGGCUGCCAAUGGCCUCCCCGGAUGUCGAGCCCUACGCUGCGGAUAUGGUGGACCUGCUGAUGGAACUGGUGCGCAUCGAGAACGAGGAGAACGCCGUCCUCUGCAUGAAGACUAUCAUGGAUUUGGAACGGAACCAGGCAAAAGCGACGGCGGCCCGGGUGCAGCCCUUCCUCGAGCUGAUCCAGGAGAUGUUCCAGACAAUGGAACAGGUGGUUCGCGACACCUUCGACACACCAAGCCAGGCCACUCCGUCGGGGAUGCCGUCGACGCCAAGUGCUACGGUUCAGACCUUUCAGUCUCCGCGACCCAGCUCGCCUGCCACAUCGGUGUCCGAUCUCGGCCCGGACCAACAAGCCAGCAACGUCCUGCUGAAAGGCAUGCAGUCCUUCAAGGUUCUGGCGGAGUGUCCCAUCAUCGUUGUGUCCAUUUUCCAGACUCAUCGGAACUCCGUGUCGGCCAAUGUCAAGCUGUUUGUGCCGUUGAUCAAAAGUAUCCUCCUGCUUCAAGCCAAGCCGCAGGAGAGAGCGCAUGCGGAGGCCGCAGCUCAAGGGACAAUAUUCACGGGCGUGUGCAGGGAGAUCAAGAAUCGAGCUGCCUUUGGCGAAUUCAUCACAGCACAGGUCAAGACAAUGAGCUUUCUUGCAUACCUGCUUCGCAUGUAUGCGCACCAGCUGCAAGACUUCCUUCCAACCCUUCCCUCGGUUGUAGUUCGACUACUUCAGGACUGUCCCCGGGAGAAAUCCAGCGCCAGAAAGGAGCUGCUUGUGGCUAUCCGUCAUAUUAUUAAUUUUAAUUAUCGGAAGAUCUUCCUGGAGAAGAUCGAUGAGCUUCUUGACGAGCGGACGCUUAUUGGCGAUGGCCUCACCGUAUACGAAACUAUGCGGCCUCUCGCCUACAGUAUGCUUGCAGACCUAAUACACCACGUACGUGAUCACCUCACUCGGGACCAGAUUCGGCGGACCGUCGAAGUAUACACCAAGAAUCUUCAUGAUGACUUCCCUGGGACAAGUUUCCAGACAAUGAGCGCUAAACUUCUCUUGAACAUGGCCGAGAGGAUCGCCAAACUAGAUGAUAAGCGGGAAGCUCGUUACUUCUUAAUUAUGAUCUUGGAUGCUAUCGGUGACAAGUUUGCUUCCAUCAACCAUCAGUUCGACAACGCUGUAAAGGUCUCCAAGGCAUACAAGGCAAGCAGAAAAGAUGUUGAGCCCUCUUCAGAGAGGUACUUGGCGGACAAGCAUCACCCCCCGGACUGGGAUGAGAUUGAUAUAUUCUCGGCAUCGCCGAUCAAAACCUCGAAUCCUCGCGAUCGCGGAGGGGACCCGGUUUCGGACAAUAUCUUCUUAUUCAAGAACCUGAUCAACGGCCUAAAGAACAUCUUUCACCAACUCAAGAACUGUAACCCGGAACAUAUCCAAAUUGAUCCAAACAAUGUUCCAAUCAAUUGGUCUGAGGUCUCUUAUGGUUAUAACGCCGAAGAAGUUCGAGUUAUCAAGAAGUUGUUCCACGAGGGUGCGCGUGUAUUCAAGUACUAUGGCGUCGACCAGCCUGCUCCGGAGGUGACAUACACUUCUCCCUUUGACUUCCUUGCCAGUCAAUACACAGCGCCGAUGUCGCGAGAAGAGAAGGAGCUUCUCGAGAGUUUCGGAACCGUUUUUCACUGCAUCGACACGGCCACCUUCCAUGAGGUCUUCCAUUCUGAGAUCCCAUACCUCCACGAGCUCAUGUUUGAGCACGGGGCCCUCCUCCAUCUUCCCCAAUUCUUCCUUGCCAGCGAAGCCACAUCUCCCGCAUUCUCUGGCAUGGUGCUCCAGUAUCUCAUGGAUCGGAUACAUGAAGUGGGAACCUCUGACAUGAGCAAAGCCAAGAUUUUGUUGAGGAUGUUCAAACUAUCUUUCAUGGCUGUGACUCUCUUCUCUGUCCAGAAUGAACAAGUACUGCAUCCUCAUGUAACCAAGAUUGUUACCAAAUGCAUUGACCUUUCGGUGACUGCUGAAGAGCCCAUGAACUAUUUCCUUCUUCUGCGGUCACUCUUUCGCAGCAUUGGUGGCGGUCGGUUCGAACUGCUAUAUAAGGAAAUCCUUCCGCUGCUAGAGAUGCUCCUCGAGACGUUCAACAACCUGCUCCUUGCGGCCCGGAAACCUCAGGAGCGAGAUCUCUAUGUUGAGCUCACUCUCACUGUGCCAGCUCGCUUGUCCCAUCUCUUGCCGCACCUGAGCUAUCUCAUGCGACCUAUUGUAGUAGCUCUGCGUGCGGAUUCGGACCUCGUAGGACAGGGUCUGCGAACACUCGAGCUUUGUGUUGACAAUCUCACUGCUGACUAUCUGGAUCCAAUCAUGGCUCCCAUCAUGGACGAGUUGAUGACAGCCCUUUGGGAUCAUUUGCGACCCCAUCCCUAUAAUCACUUCCAUGCUCACACGACAAUGAGGAUCCUGGGCAAACUCGGUGGCCGCAACCGAAAGUUCCUUAACCACCCCCCUGAGCUUACCUUUGAGCAGUACUCAGACGAUGCGCCAAGUUUCGAUAUCAAACUCAUCGGGCCAAGCGAAAAACGGCCAUUUCCUAGUGAGAUUGGAGUCGAUCUUGCUGUCAGGAAGUUGAUGGAGGUGCCCAAAACACCAGCGGCUAAGGCUUCUGAUAGCUAUUACAAACAGCAGGCCUUCCGCAUGCUCUCCUCUCAACUGAAGCUUUAUAUUGGCUAUGAGAAUCUCCCAGAGGAUCUCUCCACGCUACUGCGUCUUAAUGCCAACGACCUUUUUGAUAACAAAACAACGGGAAUGGCUGAUAUACUGGAGAAAUCUGAGCGAUCUAGCUCCAUCGCCAAGAAACAGGCUCAGGAAGGCACAUUGAAGAAGCUGCUGAAGGCUUGCAUCCUCGCCACUACCAUUCCGGAUCUUGAACAGACUGCAACAGCUUUCGUGGCCGAUGUGUGCAAGCAUUUUGCAGUUGUGGAAGUCGGUCGGGCCCUCGCCGUGGCGCGGCAUAACCGGAAGCCCUUUGACGUUGCCAGUGGCGAAGGUCCUGUGUACCUUGACUCCCGGGUCCUCGCCGAAGCCAUCGUAGAAUGUCUUUCUUCUGACGAUGUUCACGUGCGUGAAGGUGCUGAGGCGACCAUGCAGAUUAUGAAAGAGGCCGCUGCGAUCAUCUUUGGAGCUCCAGAACGUGCUUCAAAGUUGCCGUUUUUCCAGCACCUAGGCCGUGUCUUUUGCCAUAGCUGUCAUAGCGAGGAAUGGUUCACUAAGGCCGGUGGCAGCCUGGGCAUCCAUCUUUUCGCUGCCAAGCUGGACCUUGGGGAUUCUUGGCUUUUCGAGAAACAAUCUGAAUUCGUCCGAGCCCUGAUGUAUGUGAUCAAGGAUACGCCCUCUGAUCUCCCUGCUAGUACUCGCAUAAGAGCACAGGAAACAUUGGAUCUGAUCCUGAGAAAAUGCUGCAAGAAUGCGUCCAAGGAUGACAUGAAAAACGAGAAAAGCCGUCUUUGGUCUCUAUGCGGAUUCUUCGUCUAUGAGCUCUCACACAUGAACAAGUACGUCCGUGAAGCUUCUCGGAAGAGUUUCUCUACGAUCGCUGAGGUCCUUGGAUGCCAAGUACACGAACUCAUCUUUCCCGUCAAAGACCGUCUUCUGCAGUCAAUCUUCAACAAGCCUUUGCGAGCUUUGCCAUUUCCAACUCAAAUUGGCUUCAUUGAUGCGAUAACCUUUUGCUUGAGUCUUCACAACGACAUAGUCACCUUCAAUGAUCCUCUGAAUCGGCUGAUGUUGGAAUCUCUUGCCCUCGCAGAUGCUGAUGAUGAGUCUCUUGCGUCCAAGCCGAAUGAGUUUAAGAAUGCCGAGAUGAUCGUCAAUCUUCGUGUUGCCUGCCUGCGCCUGCUGUCUAUGGCAAUGAGCUUUUCUGAGUUCGCCAACACGCCGCAGAAUACCAGCCGAGCACGUAUCAUCUCCGUCUUCUUCAAAUCACUCUAUUCCCGCUCCCCGGAUGUCAUCGAGGCGGCAAACGCUGGUCUUCGGGAUGUCCUCACCCAGACAAACAAGUUGCCCAAGGAUCUACUGCAAAAUGGCCUUCGCCCAAUCCUAAUGAACCUUCAAGACCCCAAACGCCUCAGUGUUGCGGGACUUGAUGGCCUUGCUCGCCUUCUUACCCUUCUUACAAACUAUUUCAAGGUUGAGAUUGGUGCGCGUCUCCUGGACCACAUGAAGGUGAUAGCAGAUGAUGCUGUGCUACAGAAAGUUUCAUUCAGCCUUGUUGAACAAAAUCAGACGAUCAAGGUUGUUACGGCAAUUUUCAACAUCUUUCACCUCCUUCCUCCAGCUGCUACAUCAUUUAUGGAGCAUCUUGUGAAUAAGGUCUUGGAAUUGGAAGAGAAGCUUCGCCGGACAUCCAACAGCCCGUUCCGCAGACCGCUUGUGAAGUACCUCAAUCGCUAUCCGAAGGAGAGUCUUGCAUUCUUCCUAGCUCGUUUCAAGGAGGAACGAUUCGGCCGCUUCUUUGGUCAAAUUCUCGCGGAUCCGGAGAGCGAGGCGUUGCGUGCUGCAGUGGUUGCAGACACGGAAGGCUUCAAGACGGCUGCCUUUGGACAAGACCAGGCCGAUGGCAGGAACACAGCCGCCAUCAACGGCAUCUACGUCACGCAUUCUAUCUGCUUUUACGAAGCAACGAAGCGCUGGCUGGUAUCGCAUGCUGAUCUCAAGAUCUUACUUCUGAAUGCUGGACGAGACCUCGAGAAAAAGCUACGCAUGGAUAGGCUUCCCGCCAAUGAACGUCUCAGAGUCGAGCAAGCAGAGGAUCAGUUGAUGGACAUAUUCACCAUCUACCUGUCAGAAUCCGUCCAGGAUCUGGAUUUCCUCUUUGAAGUCAUGGAUGGGUUGUCUGCGGAGGAACUUAAGCGUACACUGGCCUUCCCGAAGUUCAUUUACCGCCACAUCAUUACCAAUGAAUCCAUUGAUUAUCGGCGGUCCGUGAUCAUGCGAUGCCUCGACCUGUACGGUCAGCGGUCUUGCUCACAGAAGAUGAAGACGUACGCCUUUCACAAUCUGGUGAAUCCAAUUUUCGCCAAGGACGUUCAGACUUCAUGGAACAGCCCUCCAAACAGCCCCAAGUUGAUGGAUAAGAGCAUGACUGAGUCUAUCCAGAGCCGUUUGUGGCGACCUCAAUUGGCUGACUUGAGUGAGGAGUCAAGUCAAGCUGGUGUUGACCACUCGCGUAUGGAGCUGCUCCAAUUGUCGGCACUGUUGAUCAAGUACCAUCAUCAAACUGUGCAGGAUUCUCGCAAGGACAUCAUCAAGUUCGCCUGGAAUUACAUUCGUCUUGAGGAUAUAAUCAACAAGUACGGAGCCUAUGUCCUCAUCAGCUACUUCAUUGCCCACUACGAAACGCCCUUCAAGAUUGUCAUUCAGGUUUACGUUGCCUUGUUGCGAGCACAUCAGAAUGAGGGUAAAGCGCUUGUCACCCAAGCUCUCGAUGUUCUGGCACCUGUGCUACCUACACGAGUGAUGGGUAUAACGAACAACGCGCAGUCGCCGGAUAACAGGUACCCUUUAUGGGCAAAGUGGCCUCGGCGAAUUCUGGCUGAAGAGACCGCGAAUCUACAGCAAGUGAUGAGCAUCUUUCAGUUCCUUGUGCGGCAGCCAGACCUCUUUUAUGAAUCUCGCGAGCAUUUCGUUCCUCUUAUCGUGCCCUCGCUGAUCAAGAUUGCUGCGCCUCCGAACUCCAACAACGAAAGCAAGAAACUUGCUUUGAAUCUGAUCGGUUUGAUCUGGCACUGGGAGGAGAAGAGAGUCAACAGCAGCCGUAUGGCUAUGACGAAUGGCCACUCGGAGUCGCCCAAUGCAAGAAAACGAAAACUCGAAGACACUCAAGCCAUGUCCUCUCCUGCUGCAUCGCUUGCUCCUCCUAGCUCUCGUGAACGCAGUGAGUAUGAGGUGCCUUCCGAUCUUCGUGCUGCAUUGUCCAAAUACCUCAUUACCUUCAUCACAACUGUGCCUGAAAGAUUCCCGGUAUCGGCUGCUCGUUUCCGUGAAUUACCGACUUCGAAACCACAGCAGCAGCAGCAACAGAACAUCCUCACAGGCGAUAUGGUCAAAAAGGCCGUAUUCUUGUUACGGAAUCUCCUCUCUCCCGACUAUUGGGGUGAUCUUGAUAUUGAACUUUAUCAGAAGAUCACUGAGCCAAUCCUAGCUGGGGAGAAGGCAGACAAGCCUGAUGAGAAGCACAUCACUAGCAUGAUCAAUGCGUUGCAAGUCGUGCGUGUUCUGCUUGCAGCUAAACCAGAUGAUUGGAUUGCCGCUCGUCUCCCGCUUAUUCAAAAGCUGUUCGAGAAGCCCUUGCGCUCCGAUAAUCCUGAAAUCCAAGAUUCACUUCAUGGAGUAGAAGAUGAUAUGGACAUCUCUCCUAAACUGCCACCCCCAAUACGGCGAGCCCUCAAUUCUCUUCCCGAAGACCAGCCGGAAGAAGAAGACGGCAUGGAUGUUGAGAACUCGCCUUCCGAAUUUGUCACCUACUUGUCAACCAUCGCAACAGAAACGCUCUCAGCCAACAACUACAUCUCAAGCCUGAACGUCCUUUGGACUUUAUCCAAGAGCAAACCGGCCGAGAUGGAUGCGCAUAUCACUCAGGUGAUGAAGGCGUUCUCCCAGAAAUUAGCAAAAGAACAUGUUGCAGCCUCGACGAACAACAAUCAAACUCCGUAUCCACCCGGUGGCGCCAAACCCGCGGAGACUGUGCCAGACCAGCAAGAGUACGAAAUCGGUGUUGAUUUGAUUCUGAAGACAAUUGACUUGAUCUCUGUGCGCAUGUCGCACCUGGGGGAGCACAGACGCCCGUUCCUGAGUGUUCUAGCACAGCUCGUGGAGAGAUCGCACAAUGAGGCGCUCUGCACCAAAGUGUUGAAUAUGGUCGAGUCUUGGAUCUUCCACUCAACCGAGUCGUGGCCCACAUUGAAGGAGAAGACUGCCGUGCUGCACAAAAUGCUUCUGUUCGAAUCGCGUCCUGACCAGAAAAUGCUGAGGAAGUUUUUGGAUCUUGUUAUUCGGAUCUACGAGGAUUCCAAGAUCACACGCACAGAGCUAACUGUCAGGCUUGAGCAUGCUUUCCUGAUUGGCACAAGAGCUCAAGAUGUCGAGAUGCGGAACCGUUUCAUGAACAUCUUUGACCGGAGUUUGACUCGACUAGCUAGUUCUCGGCUUAGUUAUGUGUUGACGUGUCAAAAUUGGGAUACUCUCGCGGAUUCUUUUUGGCUGGCGCAGGCCUCUCAUCUCAUCCUCGGGUGUGUCGACACGACAACUCCAGCGAGACUUCACCCAGAUGAUUUCACCAUAUACCCCCUGUCUUUCCUUUUCAGCAACGCGGAGAAGGAUGCCAGGAAGGCCGAUGUUAUGGUUGAUAUCCAGUUAGAAGCCUUCGUCUCCGAAAGGAAGCGAUUCGUGGCUGAGAUUGGUGACAUGAGGACUCGUGAUCUUAUAGAGCCGCUCAUUCAACUCCAGCACACCGAUCCCAAGGUCGCUUACAGCUUAUGGACUACACUUUUCCCCAUCUUCUGGUCUACGUUAUCAAGGGAGGAUCGCAUUGAUUUGGAGAAGGGCAUGGUCACCCUGCUCACGCGUGAAUACCACCAAAGACAACUGGAUAAGCGGCCGAAUGUUGUGCAAGCUCUGCUUGAAGGUGCGGUCAGGGCUAAGCCUCGGUUCAAGAUUCCUCCCCAUGUGAUGAAGUACCUCAGUCGUACUUACGAUGCUUGGUACACUGCUGCCACAUAUCUGGAGGAAUCGGCUAUCAGCCCGAUUAUCGAUACUCCAACUGUACGCGAGAGCAAUCUCGACGCGUUAGUCGAAGUUUAUGCCGGCCUGCAGGAGGAUGACUUCUUUUACGGUACUUGGCGGCGCAGGUGCAAGUUCGUCGAGACCAACGCGGCGCUGUCUUACGAGCAGCAAGGAAUGUGGGAUAAGGCUCAGCAGCUGUAUGAGAAUGCUCAAAUCAAGGCGCGGUCGGGUGCAAUGCCGUUCUCUCAAGGCGAAUACUACCUGUGGGAAGACCAUUGGUUGAUCUGUGCUCAGAAACUGCAGCAAUGGGAGAUCCUAAGCGACUUUGCCAAGCAUGAGAAUCUCAAUGAUCUUCUCCUGGAAUCCGCUUGGAGAAACAUUGAGAAUUGGCAAAGCGAAGGCAACCGGGAGCAGCUGGAGUCGCUUAUCAAGUCCGUCUCUGACGCACCCACACCCAGACGCACAUUCUUCCAAGCUUUCAUGUCUCUCUUGCAGUUCCACCUCAAGAAAGAGAAUUUGCAAGACUUCAAUGGCGUCUGCGAUGAGUCAAUCCAGCUAUCCAUCCGCAAAUGGCUGCAGCUGCCGAAGCGGAUCACUAACGCUCAUAUCCCGAUCUUGCAGCAUUUUCAACUGCUGGUUGAGCUUCACGAUGCUAGCCACAUUUGUGCGAGCUUGUCCCAGACCAAUGAGCGAAAUCUGGACACUAAGUCCGCUGAGUUGAAGCUGCUGCUUGGAACCUGGCGGGAUCGUCUUCCGAAUCUGUGGGAUGACAUCAAUGCCUGGCAGGACCUUGUCACCUGGCGGCAGCAUAUCUUCCAGCUGAUCAAUGCGACGUAUCUGAGCCUCCUGCCUCCGCAGACUAACAACGUCGCGAGCAAUUCCUACGCCUACCGUGGCUACCAUGAAACCGCAUGGAUCAUCAACAGGUUUGCCCAUGUUGCUCGCAAGCACCAGAUGCCUGAAGUCUGCAUCAACCAGCUCAGCCGCAUCUAUACACUCCCGAAUAUCGAGAUUCAAGAAGCUUUCUUGAAGCUUCGAGAACAAGCGAAAUGUCACUACCAGAAUCCCAAGGAACUCAAUAGUGGAUUGGACGUCAUCAACAAUACGAAUCUCAACUACUUUGGUGCGCAGCAGAAAGCCGAGUUCUACACUCUUAAGGGCAUGUUCUUGGCCAAGCUUAACCAUGUCAAUGAGGCAAAUGAGGCGUUUGGAGUCGCCCUUUACUACGAUUUAAGACUUGCAAAGGCGUGGUCCGAGUGGGGCCAGUACAGCGACCAGCGCUUCAAGGCCGACCCCUCUGACUACGAGUUGGCUAGCAAUGCAGUUAGUUGCUAUCUCGAGGCUGCCGGUCUAUACAAGAAUGCCAAAUCAAGGAAACUACUCAGUCGUAUCCUUUGGCUUCUCAGUCUGGAUAACGAAGAGGGCCGCAUUGCUGGAGCUUUUGAAAACUUCAAGGGAGAUACACCUGUGUGGUACUGGAUCACCUUCAUUCCGCAGCUCCUCACCAGCCUAUCUCACCGAGAGGCACGUCUUUGCAAAGCCGUCUUGGUCAAGAUCGCGAAACUGUAUCCGCAGGCGCUCUUCUUCCUACUUCGUACGAACCGCGAGGACAUGCUCAGCAUCAAGAAACAACAUGACCAGAAGCAGGAGAAGCUGAACCGUGCCCGUCAACAGCAGGCCUCGCCACUUGCAAAGUCUUCACCGGUGACGGCUGAUGGCUCACCUGCUCUGAGUUCACAGUCUGCUAAUGUAACCCCGGUCCAAGGCCAGGCGGGCCAGGUAGCUAAAGUCCAAGCUCAAUCCCACCCCCAAGGUUUGGCUCAAGGCCAGACUCCAGGCCAGGCCCAGAUCAAGAAUCAGAAUCUCGCCCAACAAUCCCCUGCUCCGGGUCAGCCUCAGCUUCAGGUACCCGGUCAACAGCACAUGCAAGUUCCCAAUGCAGCCCCUGGCCAGCCCCAAGCUCCUGGGCAGCCGCAGAUGAAGCAAGCUCCGGGUCAACAACAGGUUCAUCUGCAAGUUCCUGGGCAGAAUGGAGUGCCUCAGCCGGCUCCAAACGCUGCCGCCGCAGAAUCAGAGAAAGAGCCUCUCAAGAAACCGUGGGAGUACUCGGAUGAGAUCAUGUCUGGUCUAAAGACUGCUUUCCCGCUGCUUGCGCUCUCGAUGGAGACGAUGGUCGAUCAAAUCCACAAGAACUUCAAAUGUCCACCUGAUGAAGAUGCCUAUCGUCUGAUUGUAGCUUUGCUCAACGAUGGGUUAGCAUACGUGGGCCGCAUGCCUGGUUCCUACGCCCAAGACUUCAAACUUCCCGCCGCCACGGAAGCCAAUAUCACGCGGUUCGCAGAGACGAUUCUGCCGGCUCAUAUUCGCAAGUCAUUCGAAGCUGAUUUCGUUGUGAAGAAGCCAACUAUGUACGAGUAUAUUCAGAAGCUACGUCGCUGGCGUGACAAAUUUGAGGAGAAGCUUGAUCGUCGCGCUCCAUACCAGUUCCUGGAGACAUACUCACCACAUCUCAGCGAGUUCCGAUUCCUGAAAUUUGAUGAGGUCGAGGUGCCAGGCCAAUACCUGUUACACAAGGACAAGAACCAGGAUUUCGUCCGCAUUGACAGAUUCCUGCCAGAUAUUGACAUCGUCCGGGGCAUUGGUGUCUGUCACCGCCGACUCAAGAUUCGUGGCCAUGAUGGUAGUGUACAUGCAUUCGCUGUCCAACAUCCCGCAGCUCGUCACUGUAGACGAGAAGAGCGCAUCCUACAGCUCUUCCGUAUCUUCAAUGGGCUGUUGGGCAAACGCAAGGAGAGCCGGCGCCGCAAUCUGUACUUUCACCUUCCACUCAUGGUUCCACUCGCACCUCAUAUUCGCCUGGUGCGCGACGAUCCCUCGUACAUCUCGAUGCAGGGUAUCUUCGAGGACUACUGCCGCCGGGUGGGCACAAACAAGGAUGAGCCGGUUCUGUUUACCAUGGAGAAGAUGCGUUCGUUGGCGGAGACAAAGCAGAACGUAAGCCAAUCUAAGUGUAUCUUGCAGCUCAACACAGCUAACCUCUCAAAGCGCACACCGGAUCAACAACAGGUUCUUCGGACUGAAAUUCUCACAGCCAUUCAAGAGAAGUGGGCACCAAGUACGAUUGUGAAGGACUACUUCCAAAAGGUGUAUCCGAACUUUGCAGAUUUCUGGCUUUUCCGUCGGCAAUUCGCCUAUCAGUAUGCGGCUGUCGCAUUCAUGACAUACGUGAUGCAUAUGGGCAACCGGUACCCCAACAAGAUCAUGAUUUCUAGGUCUACAGGUGAUAUCUGGGGAACAGAACUGAUACCAGCGAUCAACCCCGCAAAGGCUUUCUUCUACAACCCAGAACAGGUGCCUUUCCGUCUUACACCCAACAUCCAGACACUGAUGGGGCCGAUCGCCACCGAAGGUCUGUUUGCAUGUGCCUUGAUGGCCAUUGCUCGAUGCCUUACCGAAGCACGUCAUGAGCUUGAGCAACAGCUCAGCAUCUUCGUUCGAGAUGAGAUGAUGUUCUGGGCUACGGCGCAGCAUCGUGGUGUGCUUCCAGUGGCCCAGCUUCGCGAUCUGGUGUACAACAAUAGUGAUAUUAUUGUCAACCGGGCUGUCAGCCUAGCCAGCCCACCGGAAGGUAACCUGCCGGCCAAUCAAACCACCAUUGAUCUGAUCUCCAAGGCCGUGAACCCUCAGCAUCUGGCCUCCUGUGACGCUUUGUGGAUGCCAUACCUCUAA